This is a messenger RNA of Cladocopium goreaui, 1710 nucleotides long. The record is from the annotation of a GenBank genome assembly. Lineage: Eukaryota; Dinophyceae; Suessiales; Symbiodiniaceae.
AUGGCCAUUGACGCUGAGGACACCCCGGGCCACGUGGAUUUCACCUAUGAGGUGAGCCGCUCGCUGGCGGCCUGCGAGGGAGCCCUGCUGGUGGUAGAUGCCACCCAGGGGGUGCAGGCUCAAACCAUUGCGAACGUCACACUGGCACUGGAGGCCGAUUUAGAGAUUGUUCCUGUCCUGAACAAGGUGGAUUUGCCCAGUGCCGAUCCAGAUCGAGUUUGCAAAGAAAUUGAAGAUGUGGUUGGCAUCGACUGCAGCAACGCGCUGCUGUGCUCGGCAAAGACGGGACAGGGAGUGCCUGAGAUCAUCAAGAGUAUCAUCGAAAAUGUGCCAGCGCCGCACAUGGAUGAAAAGCACGAAAAGAUGCGUCUCUUAGUCUUCGACAGUUUUUACGACAACUACAGAGGUGUCAUCGCCAUGUUUCGCGUGGUCGACGGCAGCAUCUCUAAAGGACAGAAGAUCCGAUUCAAGGCUUCGGGGAAAGAGUUCAUUGUGAGCGCCCUUGCAUUUAGGGUCGCCAGCACCCGGAAACCCGUGCAGAAGUUGAGCGUGGGCGAAGUUGGCUACGUCUGUGCCAACAUCAAGAGCGUGGGUGAUGCGCGUGUGGGUGACACCAUCAUCGAAGCUGGCAGCGAAAACGAGAUCGAGGCUCUGCCAGGAUAUACCGAGGCCACGCCAAUGGUUUUUUGUGGUCUUUUUCCCGCCGAGUCGGGGGAAUUUGACAACAUGAAGACUGCCUUUGAGCGCCUCUCGCUGAACGAUGCCGCCCUCUUCUACGAACCGGAGAAUUCUGUCGCCUUGGGCCUGGGUUUUCGAUGCGGUUUCUUGGGAGUUCUGCACAUGGAGGUUAUCAAGGAUCGUUUGGAGCGCGAGUAUGACUUGGAGCUGAUUGUGACAGCCCCUUCAGUCGAAUAUCAGAUUCAGAUGAAAGACGGCACAGAGAGCACCAUUCAGUUCGCGAACAUGCUGCCUCCUCCUCACCAAGUGGCAGAGAUUCGGGAACCCUACUGUUUGUUGGAGAUGAUCGUCCCAGAGGAUCACAUGGGCGCCUGCAUGGAGCUGGCCACGCAGCGGCGAGGCAUCUACAGGACAACGAGCUUCCUCACACAGGGACGAGCUCUCUUGGAAUAUGAGAUGCCCAUGGCCGAGAUGAUCCGAGACUUCUUCGCGGAGCUCAAAAGCCGUUCUCGAGGCUAUGCUUCCAUGGACUAUCGGGUUCUGGACUACAGGAACAACGACUUGGUGAAACUGGAGGUGGACAUCAAUCAGACCACCGCCAACCCCCUGGCUCAGAUUGUGCAUCGCUCGCGGGCCUUGGAGUUCGCCAAGAAGAUCACAGCCAUUUUGCAGGAGAAUAUUCCGGCGCAGCAGAUCAAGGUUAUCAUUCAAGCACGCAUUGGUACGCACAUCGUGUCUUCCCGGACCAUCAAAGCGGUGCGAAAAGAUGUCUUAGCCAAGUGCUACGGCGGCGACAUUUCUCGCAAGAAGAAGCUGCUGCAGAAACAGGCUGCGGGCAAGAAGAGGAUGCAAGCCAUUGGCAAAGUGAACGUUCCCUCUGAAGCUAUCUUAGCGGUCAUCAAAAACACCUGAGUUGUUCAAGGCCGAAGACCAGUCUCCGAACACCGCUGCCGGGCUGUUGCGAUCGCAAGCUGUAGUGGAUCCAAGGAGAUCCUGUCAAACCGUCUCAUGGGGCUGUCAUGUUAUUCCCAC